Molecule: messenger RNA, 2695 nt
Organism: Centruroides sculpturatus (bark scorpion)
Lineage: Eukaryota; Metazoa; Arthropoda; Arachnida; Scorpiones; Buthidae
Exons: 16
Coding region: 210-1928 (572 amino acids)
Source: RefSeq, a predicted model, not a curated record
ACUUGAUGUUCUCUAAUUUCUAGAGGCCUUAUUUUCUUGAAGUUUAUUCAUUCCCUCAAAAUUUAACCAGUUUCCUAUGGAAGGGAAUUGCAUCCUUAGGUUAUUCACCAUGUAAUGAGCCAUUAAUAGAAGAUUUAUUGAACAGUACUCCUGUAUUGAUUAGUUCUUUGAUUAUACACUGGUCAACAAUUGGAACAGUUCUGUUAAAAAUGAUUUCACAGAACAGUUUUCUAGUUGCUUUUCUUGAAAAAUUAAAAGAAAAUAUAAGCUUGAAUCCUAUGUGUGAAAAUGUUUUUUCUGGGAAAAGUAAAAAAUGGAUCACUAGUUUGGCAUUUGCUAAACAGUUGAAUUCAUCCUUGGAAACAGUCAAUAUACCUUUAAUGAAUGACUUAGAGAUAUUGCGUGUGACAUUAUAUUUUAUGAUAGCCAAAAUAGCCACAGAUAUAUUAAACAAUGAAGCAGAAGAUCUGUAUUUUAGGAUACAUCCUGCAACUUUAGAAAUAAUGAAAUAUUUGUUAACAGCUAAAGAUACCUUUGAAUGCUUAAAGCCACAAAAUUAUAAAAAAACUAUAUUGAAAGAUAUCCUUUUGCCCUCCACAUUGCAUUUAUUUUCAUCUGGUUGUCUUCUUGUUUGUCUUCACUUCUGGAAAUGCCACACCUUUCAAAUUAUUCAAGACAAUAAUAAAUGUGCGUCAUUGAUAAUAGUCAUACUUGCAAAUUUGAAUGACUUCCUAAAAGUGACAGAUUAUUUUUAUGGCACAAAUUCUGCUAAUGAUGAUGAAGAAUUAAGUUUAUCUUUAACUGUGCCAGAAAAUAAAGAAUUACCAUGGCUACUUCAAGAAUUUAAAGCAAUAACUGAAGAAAAAAGUGCUUCUAGCUAUGUAUCAAUUAGCAUCCAACAUCAAUUAACUACAUAUUUUAGAAUCGUAACUCUUCUUCCACCAUAUUUAUUUUAUUCCAACAAAAAAGAAGUGAUUAAUGAAUAUUCUUUGAAUACUUUGAAAGAAAUAAUUCAAAAUAUUUUGAGGCCUUAUUUUCUUGAAGUUUAUUCAUUCCCUCAAAAUUUAACCAGUUUCCUAUGGAAGGGAAUUGCAUCCUUAGGUUAUUCACCAUGUAAUGAGCCAUUAAUAGAAGAUUUAUUGAACAGUACUCCUGUAUUGAUUAGUUCUUUGAUUAUACACUGGUCAACAAUUGGAACAGUUCUGUUAAAAAUGAUUUCACAGAACAGUUUUCUAGUUGCUUUUCUUGAAAAAUUAAAAGAAAAUAUAAGCUUGAAUCCUAUGUGUGAAAAUGUUUUUUCUGGGAAAAGUAAAAAAUGGAUCACUAGUUUGGCAUUUGCUAAACAGUUGAAUUCAUCCUUGGAAACAGUCAAUAUACCUUUAAUGAAUGACUUAGAGAUAUUGCGUGUGACAUUAUAUUUUAUGAUAGCCAAAAUAGCCACAGAUAUAUUAAACAAUGAAGCAGAAGAUCUGUAUUUUAGGAUACAUCCUGCAACUUUAGAAAUAAUGAAAUAUUUGUUAACAGCUAAAGAUACCUUUGAAUGCUUAAAGCCACAAAAUUAUAAAAAAACUAUAUUGAAAGAUAUCCUUUUGCCCUCCACAUUGCAUUUAUUUUCAUCUGGUUGUCUUCUUGUUUGUCUUCACUUCUGGAAAUGCCACACCUUUCAAAUUAUUCAAGACAAUAAUAAAUGUGCGUCAUUGAUAAUAGUCAUACUUGCAAAUUUGAAUGACUUCCUAAAAGUGACAGAUUAUUUUUAUGGCACAAAUUCUGCUAAUGAUGAUGAAAACAUCCGUAUCAAUGAUUUACAUUUUGUUGUUAAGCUAACUAAUGAUGUUAAAUCCAUUGUUUCCACACUUCCUUCUUCUGUAACAAAACUAAUUCCUAAGGAUGUGAUGUAUCAAUAUGAAUUGGAUCUUGCAUAUAAAUGAUGGAAAUUAUAUCAUAAGUAAAAAUAAUUUGUAUAAAAAUUGUAUAAAUUAAUCAAACUUGUAUUUUAUUUUUAAUAUAUUGUAAAUAAUAUCUGAAAGAAAUCUAUAUACAAAACUGAUAAAUUAAUAGUUAUUUAGCAAAAUUAUAUCAGAAUUUGUUUCAAUAAAACUCCAAAAUAUCAGAUGACCUUAUUAGUAGAUAAAAAAAAAUUCCUAUGGUAGUUGCUAAUCAAUUUAAAUACAUAAAACUAUAAAGUGCAAUAAAAUACACAACAAACCACUUUAAUGGAUUUGGAAGCUACAGUAUAAAAUGGUUAGAAAUACAUUAGGAGAAAUAUACAUUAUUGAUAUAACACAUUGCUUUAUAUUUCCUGCAAAUGCUAAGCAAUUUUACUAUUACAAUGUAGUGCACUUUGCUCCAAUUCCUUCCAAAGACACAAGAUUGCACCCAGUUUUAACAUACUGGAGCUUGCCAAUAUUUUCAUAUUGCCAGAUUGCCAGAUUGCCUGACUGGAAGAGGAAGGUUACCCUCAACAGGAGGACACUAGGGGUUAGAUAUACUAUAUAAGGCAAUCCUACAUUUAAACAAAAUUUUUUCUUCUUCAUGCAAGUAGAAAAAUACUCAAUGAGGUAUGAAAAAACAAAAGAAUCCUUUCCACUUUCUCUUACAAAUGAAGUGAAAUAAUAAAGGAAUGGACUAUCUUGAAACAGAAAGUAUGAACAUUCACAUUUCAUUGGGGAUACUAAGGCAGGUUAAUUUUGAAUGA